CAGGACAAGAAAAUAGGUUUCAUGUCACAUAUGUUGUCACAAUGUUUGAUUGUUUUCCUCAUAUAUGUGCUCAUUUCUAUUAAAAUAUUUUAGAAAGUGGAAAAAACACAUUUGACAGGCAGUGCAACUCUGAGCUUUAGAUCAGUCAUUGGGCCUCUAUCACGGUGGUGCAGUCACCUCAGUCUUUGUAAAAAGAUGUAAACCCUUAUGAUGCUAGUCAUAAUAGCAACAUAUUCAGAGCCUUUUGGGUGUGAUAUAUUCUAAUGGCUUUUGAUUAUGAAGACAAACAAGAGAGAGUGGGAGUGAAGGUGUAAGAGAGUGAGAGAAAAACGUAAGCGAGUUUGUGGGCGGAGGCCUUUAAAGCACGUGUGCUGCUGAUAAGAGGUGUUACCCACUGAUCAACAACACUUGCGGCGCAGCAGCCCAUUUGUCCCUGUAAAGUGUUUGCAGAUGGCUGCAUGUCCUUGAUCUGGUCUCCGCUGGGAAGGGAAAGACCACAGCUCUAUUCGCACAGCUGACUCCAGUCCGAACUGUUCUGUCAGGUGAACCAGGCGGUGUUAGUUUUUCUCUGCAGUGUUUUUCCGUCUACUGACUCUCAGUGCCACAGCCUUAGAUACAGUGGGGAAGACAAACAGAAACGCCCAAACCUUUGGCAAGAUGGAGUAAUCAAGACACGCUGGAAAGAAUGCAUGCACCAGGCCAAGUCUCUUCAUCCUGCGUUCCUGCUGCUAACUACGAACUGGCUCCCAGCAAUGACAUCCCACUGAAACAUGUAGAGACGACGGGCUCAACAAAAUCUUCCAAGAGCAUGGAGUCACGCCGGAGACCAUCCAGGAGCAUCAGCCUGAUUCAGUCUAUGGAGGAGAACUAUGAGGUGGACCUGGUCUACAUCACAGAGAGGAUCAUCUCUGUGUCUUUCCCCAGCAGUGUGGAGGAACAAAGUUACAGCUCUAACCUCAAAGAGGUGGCCAGCAUGCUCCGCUCCAAGCACGGAGACAACUACCUGCUCUUCAAUCUGAGUGAAAAACGAUUUGACAUCUCCAGGCUGAAUCCCAAAGUGCUCGACUUCGGGUGGCCAGACCAUCAUGCUCCAGCGUUGGAUAAGAUAUGCAGCAUAUGUAAAGCUAUGGACACCUGGAUGAGUGCUGACAGCCAUAAUGUUGUGGUCCUGCACAACAAGGGAAAUCGGGGGAGAACAGGGGUUGUUGUGGCUGCAUACAUGCAUUACAGCAACAUUUCAGCAAGUGCGGACCAGGCUCUGGACAGGUUUGCCAUGAAGAGGUUUUAUGAAGAUAAAGUGCUUCCUGUGGGCCAACCGUCCCAGAAAAGAUAUGUGCAGUAUUUCAGUGGGCUGCUUUCGGGCCACAUUAAGAUUAACAACAAGCCUCUCUUCCUGCAUCAUGUCAUCAUGCACGGCAUCCCCAACUUUGAGUCCAAAGGAGGUUGCCGCCCUUUCCUCAAGAUCUACCAGGCCAUGCAGCCAGUCUACACAUCUGGGAUCUAUAAUGUCCAAGGCGACAGUCAGACCACCAUUUGCAUCACCAUCGAGCCUGGACUGCUUCUGAAAGGAGACAUUCUGCUGAAGUGUUAUCACAAGCGCUUCCGCAGCCCUUCCAGAGACGUCAUCUUCAGGGUGCAGUUUCACACCUGUGCUGUUCAUGACCUAAGCCUCGUCUUUGGCAAGGAUGAGCUGGACGAGACAUUUAAAGAUGACCGAUUUCCUGAAUAUGGGAAAGUGGAGUUUGUCUUCUCAUUUGGCCCGGAGAAAAUCCAUGGAAUGGGCCAUCUAGAGAAUGGGCCCUGUGUCUCUGUGGACUACAAUACCCAAGAUCCUCUGAUCCGCUGGGAUUCUUAUGAAAACUUCAACCAGCGCUGUGAAGACUCCAUGGAUGACGUCAUUCACACACAGGGUCCACUGGACGGCAGCCUGUACGCAAAAGUCCGAAAGAAGGAGUCUCUGGACGCUACAGCCAACGGCCUCCCAGCUGCGGUUGAGCACGCCCUGCCCCCUGUUGACCACGCCUUGUCUGUGAGCAGUGACUCGGGCAAUUCAACCGCCUCCAUCAAAACUGACCGCACGGAUGAAGCCAACCAACAGCCGGCACCAGUAAGCCAGCCGCCGGCCCCCCAGCCCCUCAGCCCUGAGGAGAAGCAGGAGCUAGACCAGCUGCUUAGUGGCUUGGAGGCUCCCAUGCACCGGCCGGGAUACGCAAGUGGCCCUGGGGGAGGCGGGGGAGGCGGAGGAGGGGGAGGAGGUGGAGUUCUUCACCUGGUCCCGGCUCAGGUCCAUGUGAAUGGACAUAGCAACAUGGACAGGGAGACUGACAUCUUGGAUGAUGAGCUGCCCAACAGCCAAGAGGGCAAUAGUGUGGACAGUCUGGGGACACUGUCCUCUUCGUUCGAAGGCCGGGCCACACCUGCUGAUCUCUACUACCAACCUGAGACUGUCAUAAAUGGUCAGGACGCACCCUAUCUGGAGAAGGGCAUACAAGAGAAAACCCCAGAACCUGUGACAUUCCUCCCUGGCUCCACUCAGGAUCAAGUGGGUGACUCUGGACCCCUGUCCAGCAGCUAUGCUAGCCAGAAUGGUAGCAUUUACCGCUCGCAGUCAUUCGGUGCCACACCCAGCAAAGACUUUGAGCUGAAGUCUAUGCCCAAAGCCCCUGCCCGCACCACCAGUAGCAGGGAUGCUGUCCAGAGGGGGCUCAAUGUAUGGCAGCAGUAUGGUGUCCCAGAGGAGCCAGUGACAGACGGCAUUCAUUUCGGCCCAGCACUGCAGACCCACAGCCUGCCCGAGUUUCCCCAAGCCGCUUCACAGCGAGAAAUCGAGCAGUCCAUCGAGACUCUGAACCUGCUGAUGAUGGACCUGGACCCGGCCCUUAGUAAUAACACCCAGGUGCCAAAGUCUUACAGUGCUCCAUCCGGCGAUGGGGUGGUGGUCACUACCCAGCCAUCCUUCGCUCAGACGCAGGCUCGGCCCUCCUAUCAGGCUGAUGUGGCCAUACAUGCCCAUUCGGGAACCUUUCCAGCAGGAUUCAACCAGGUGCAGCAAAGGAACGUUCCAUUUCAGCAAACUCCAUCUCCGGUGCAGCCCCAGUUCACAGAAGCACCACAGCAGGUGGUCAGCCUUCAGAGAUCUGAUGCAUACCCCCUUUCAGCUGCUGAACAGGAUGGUCCUAUUCCACUCCAAUCCUCUGGGCCCUCCCCUAUGGUUGGCGGUCUGCAGCUGAAGCCCCUCAAUACAUAUCCUGCUAGCACAGUCUCUCAGUCCCCUGAUCCACUGGAGUCAGACUCACAUACUGUCCCGCACCGGAGCUAUUCCUCUUCAUCCUCCCCACUGCCCAGAGAGACCGAACCUGAGGACAGCAACUACAACCUGGAGGGGCUGGUAGCCCACCGUGUGGCAGAGUACACUGCCCGCAUCCGCCAACUCACUGACCCAUCUGACCGAACUCCUCAACCUGACCACCGCCGCCGCUCUCUCUCCUUCUCUGGUGUCCAAUCUCGAGAGAUGGCCCUGGAUGAAGACUCAGCGCCAGGACGACGCCGGACUACAAGUGAAGGACAGUCCCAUGAGAAAGAUGAGAGCCCCACCCAUGUCCGUUCUCCCAUUCGCUGUAUUUCACCAGAAUUGGCCAAUACAAUUGCUCUGAACCCAGGGGGCCGGCCUAAGGAGGGACAUAUGCACAGUUACAGGGAGGCCUUUGAGGAGAUGGAGGGGGGUCCCAUAAGCCCCCCACCAGUUAUGGGCGGUGAGGUCUUCCCCCAAACCCCUGCCUUCCCCGUCUCGCCACAAACCCCUUACUUCAACCUGUGCCGCUCUCCUCCAGGUUUGGCUAAAACACCCCUGUCCUUCCUGGGCCUGAAGCCACACAACCCAGCGGAGAUCCUUCUGAACCAGACAGGCUCAGAGCCUCGGAGCUACGUAGAGUCUGUUGCCCGGUCAGCAGCAGUGGCUGGAGGGCAGCCAUCCUCACCCGUGUCUCCUGUGUUUGACAGCAGCAGCUUGGCCAGAGGAGCCGCCCCCUCUCACUCCUUCAACACCCCACUGUCUUCCAGCAGCCCUGUGCAAAGCCCAGAACUAGAGCAUCCAGUGGCUGAUAGUGGAGUGGGCCUGAGCACCCCAUCCUAUGGAGCAGUGGACUCUGGGUUCCGUCCUCCACCCUCACAGACCACAUCCCACACCACAAUGCCCUCUUACUACACCGCCCCUGGCAGCCUGACAGGCAGCUAUAUCAGUCCUGAUCUCAGCCCCUCCUCUCCAGAGCCUGUUCAAGUUAAUGCCAUAGGUGCCAAACCUGCCCUGAGCAGUCCCGGCACACAGCACCAAACCUUAUCCACCAACACCUUAUCCAGCCCCAUCCUCCAGAACAGACUAGCCAAUCAGGACAGUCCAAUCCUGGACCGGCAGCCAUCUCUGCCCAAUAGCCUGGACCGACAACCAUCACCGCCCAACGGCUAUCAGCCUGGAGUGUCCAGCAGUCCCCUAAUGGGUAGACAUGGUAUGGUUUCCCAGGCAACGCAAAGCAGCCCGAUGCUGAGCAGACAGAUGCCCAUUAGCCAGGGGACGCAGAGCAGCCCCACUUUAGGCAGGCAAGCCCACCAAAACAGCCCACCAAUGGGGUAUCAGCCGUCCCUCGUCCAGUCCAUUGUCCAGCCCAACCAAAGCAGCCCUGUGCUGAGCAGACAACCGUCUUCAUCCCAGCCCGCACAGAGCAGCCCCGUCCUGAGCAGACAGACCUCUCUCACUCACCCCGGCCAGGGCAGCCCUGUCCUGGGCCGUCAUCCCUCUAUGUCCCAGGUGAGUCAUGGCAGCCCCAGCCUAGACCGGCACCCCAUGUACAGUGGCUACACCACCCCAGAUGAGCGGCACGGGGCACUGUCCCGCCAAAGCAGCAGCUCAGGGUAUCACCCUCCCUCCACACCAUCCUUCCCUGUGUCGCCUGCCGGAUAUCCUGACAGCCUGGGCUUCAGACAGGGCAGUCCAGGCCUGCAGCCGCAGCUGCCCGAGAAAAGGCGUAUGUCCAGUGGGGAGCGGCCCAACGGCAGCCUGUCUUACGGCACUCUCAAUGGGAAAGUGUCCUCACCCAUGUCCAGCGGAGGGAGUACUCCGAGUGUCCAUUUCUUCCAUACACUUCCUGAUUUCUCCAAACUUAACAUGUAUGAUGGAAGCCCAGAGACCAGAAUGAAUGUAAAGUUUGUCCAAGACACUUCCAAGUUCUGGUAUAAACCAGACAUCUCCAGAGAGCAAGCUAUCAACAUUCUGAAGGAGAGAGAGCCAGGAGCCUUCAUCAUUCGGGACAGUCACUCAUUCAGGGGCGCCUAUGGCCUGGCUAUGAAGGUGGCCUCCCCGCCGCCCACAGUGCAGCAGAAUACCAAGAAAGGUGACAUCACCAACGAGCUGGUUCGCCACUUCCUGAUUGAGACAAGUCCGAAGGGGGUCAAGCUGAAGGGCUGUCCCAAUGAGCCCUACUUCGGUUGCCUUUCUGCAUUAGUGUACCAGCACUCCAUUACUCCACUGGCUCUGCCUUGCAAACUGGUCAUACCCACAAAAGAUCCCCAUGAAGAGAUCCCAGAGGUUGCCACGCCAGUCAACCCAGCCACAGAACUGCUCAAACAGGGUGCAGGCCAGAAGAGCCCUGUUGAUUCUCAUGCAUGUAACGUGCUGUACAUAAACUCAGUGGAUAUGGAGUCUCUGACCGGCCCACAGGCCAUUGCCAAGGCGAUCUCAGAAACCAUGGCAGCCAGUCCUACACCCACUGCCACUAUUGUUCACUUUAAGGUGUCAUCACAGGGCAUCACCUUAACAGACAACCAGAGGAAGCUUUUCUUCCGACGUCACUACCCUAUCAACACUGUCACGUUCUGUGAUAUUGACCCGCAGGAGAGAAAGUGGAAUAAACCAGAAGGUGGCACUGCAAAGUUCUUUGGUUUUGUGGCUAGAAAACAGGGAAGUACAACAGAUAAUGUCAGUCACCUGUUCGCUGAGAUGGACCCUGACCAACCCGCCACUGCCAUCGUCAACUUCGUCUCCAAAGUGAUGAUUGGCUCCCAGAAGCGAUGAGCUACUCCAGGAAACUGCGCUUUUUUCCCCCUUGGAGGACUGCUUUCCCUUCUUUUCUGUUCUGAUGCAUUCUUUAUUCUUUCGUUUGUGUGUGUUAAUAUUCGGCCUAGUGUUGGAGCACUCGCACGCUUGCGUGUGCGUGUUGGGAGGCGUGUUCAGAUGGUCUAGAGAGUGGAGUUCAGGUGGGGACAGAGGAAGUGCAGUGAAGAGGAGGAGUGGUGUGGUGAGGAAGAGGAGAGAGGUGAUCUUCAUCUCUGUGCAGGGUUAACUUCAGAUAUGAGGGACUGGCGUCAGUGAGUGUGUUGUUUUUUUGUUUUUUUUUUUAUAAAAUAAAAAGGAAAA
Molecule: messenger RNA, 6406 nt
Organism: Colossoma macropomum (tambaqui)
Lineage: Eukaryota; Metazoa; Chordata; Actinopteri; Characiformes; Serrasalmidae
Gene: tns1b
Product: tensin 1b
Exons: 32
Coding region: 686-6064 (1792 amino acids)
Biological process (GO): fibroblast migration
Molecular function (GO): protein binding
Source: RefSeq, a predicted model, not a curated record